CUGCUUCCGGGCCAGGGGGCAGGAGCCACCAUGGAGCCUCGCGGGGUUGCGGGGCUGAUGGAACCGCGGGCCGGUGUCUGAAGCGAGCAAGGCGCAGCGCGGCCAGCGUCGCCGGGGACACGCAGGCAGGUCCUGAAGGCCCGCGCCCGCCGCCAUGUCGGUGCUGGGCGAGUACGAACGGCACUGCGAUUCCAUCAACUCGGACUUUGGGAGCGAGUCCGGGGGUGGCGGGGACUCGGGCCCGGGGCCCAGCGCCAGUGCGGGGCCGCGAGCCGGCGGCGGCGCGGCAGAGCAAGAGGAGCUGCACUACAUCCCCAUCCGCGUCCUGGGUCGCGGUGCCUUCGGGGAGGCCACGCUGUACCGCCGCACCGAGGAUGACUCACUGGUUGUGUGGAAGGAAGUUGAUUUGACCCGACUGUCUGAGAAGGAACGUCGUGAUGCCUUGAAUGAGAUUGUUAUUCUGGCGCUGCUGCAGCAUGACAAUAUUAUUGCCUACUACAAUCAUUUCAUGGACAAUACCACCCUGCUGAUUGAGCUGGAAUAUUGUAAUGGAGGGAACCUGUAUGACAAAAUCCUGCGUCAGAAGGACAAGUUGUUUGAGGAAGAGAUGGUGGUGUGGUACCUAUUUCAGAUUGUUUCAGCAGUGAGCUGUAUCCAUAAAGCUGGAAUCCUUCAUAGAGAUAUAAAGACAUUAAAUAUUUUUCUGACUAAGGCAAACCUGAUAAAACUUGGAGAUUAUGGCCUAGCAAAGAAACUUAAUUCUGAGUAUUCCAUGGCUGAGACGCUUGUAGGAACCCCAUAUUACAUGUCUCCAGAGCUCUGCCAAGGAGUAAAAUACAAUUUCAAGUCGGAUAUCUGGGCAGUAGGCUGUGUCAUUUUUGAAUUGCUUACUCUAAAGAGAACGUUUGAUGCUACAAAUCCACUCAACCUGUGUGUGAAGAUCGUGCAAGGAAUCCGAGCCAUGGAAGUUGAUUCUAGCCAGUACUCUUUGGAAUUGAUCCAAAUGGUACAUUCAUGCCUUGAUCAGGAUCCUGAGCAGAGACCCACUGCAGAUGAACUUCUGGAUCGCCCCCUUCUCAGGAAACGCAGGAGAGAGAUGGAAGAAAAAGUCACUCUGCUUAAUGCACCUACAAAGAGACCAAGGUCAAGUACUGUGAAUGAAGCACCCAUUGCUGUGGUAACAUCACGAACCAGUGAAGUCUAUGUAUGGGGUGGUGGAAAAUCCACCCCCCAGAAACUGGAUGUCAUCAAGAGUGGCUGCAGCGCCCGGCAGGUUUGCGCAGGAAAUACUCACUUUGCUGUGGUCACAGUGGAGAAGGAACUGUACACCUGGGUGAAUAUGCAAGGGGGUACUAAACUCCAUGGCCAGCUUGGCCAUGGAGACAAAGCCUCCUAUCGACAGCCAAAGCAUGUGGAAAAGCUGCAAGGCAAAGCUAUCCGUCAGGUGUCAUGUGGUGAUGAUUUCACUGUCUGUGUGACAGAUGAAGGUCAGCUCUAUGCCUUUGGAUCAGAUUAUUACGGCUGUAUGGGAGUGGAUAAGGUUGCUGGCCCUGAAGUGCUAGAACCCAUGCAGCUGAACUUUUUCCUCAGCAGUCCAGUAGAGCAGGUUUCCUGUGGAGAUAAUCAUGUGGUGGUUCUGACACGAAACAAGGAAGUCUAUUCUUGGGGCUGUGGUGAAUAUGGACGACUGGGUUUAGAUUCAGAAGAGGAUUAUUAUACACCACAAAAGGUGGAUGUUCCCAAGGCCUUGAUUAUUGUGGCAGUUCAGUGUGGCUGUGAUGGGACAUUUCUGCUGACCCAGUCAGGCAAAGUGCUGGCCUGUGGACUCAACGAGUUCAACAAACUGGGUCUGAAUCAGUGCAUGUCUGGAAUCAUCAACCAUGAAGCAUACCAUGAAGUUCCCUACACAACCUCCUUUACUUUGGCCAAACAGUUGUCCUUUUAUAAGAUCCGUACUAUUGCCCCAGGCAAGACUCACACAGCUGCCAUAGAUGAACGAGGCCGACUGCUGACCUUUGGCUGCAACAAGUGUGGGCAGCUGGGCGUUGGGAAUUAUAAGAAGCGUUUGGGAAUCAACCUGUUGGGGGGACCCCUAGGUGGGAAGCAAGUGAUCAGGGUCUCCUGUGGUGAUGAGUUUACCAUUGCUGCCACUGAUGAUAAUCACAUUUUUGCCUGGGGCAAUGGUGGUAAUGGCCGCCUGGCAAUGACCCCCACAGAGAGACCACAUGGCUCUGAUAUCUGUACUUCAUGGCCUCGGCCUAUCUUUGGGUCUCUGCAUCACGUCCCGGACCUAUCUUGCCGUGGCUGGCAUACCAUUCUCAUUGUUGAGAAAGUACUGAAUUCUAAGACCAUACGUUCCAAUAGCAGUGGCUUAUCCAUUGGAACUGUGGUUCAGAGCUCUAGCCCAGGAGGUGGUGGUGGAGGUGGUGGUGGUGAAGAGGAAGACAGUCAGCAGGAAUCUGAAACUCCUGAUCCAAGUGGAGGCUUCCGAGGAACAAUGGAAGCAGACCGAGGAAUGGAAGGUUUAAUUAGUCCCACAGAGGCCAUGGGGAACAAUAGUGGGGCCAGUAGCUCCUGUCCUGGCUGGCUUCGAAAGGAGCUGGAAAAUGCAGAAUUCAUCCCCAUGCCUGACAGCCCAUCUCCCCUAAGUGCAGCAUUUUCAGAAACUGAGAAAGAUACCCUGCCCUAUGAGGAGCUGCAAGGACUCAAAGUGGCCUCUGAAGCUCCUUCGGAACACAAGCCCCCAGUGGGAGCCUGGCCACCACGGCCGAAUCCUGCAGUAACAAGUGCUGGGAAAGGAACUCCAUUGACUCUUCCUGCGUGUGCAUGUAGCACUCUGCAGGUGGAAGUUGAAAGAUUGCAGGGUCUGGUGUUAAAGUGUCUGGCUGAACAACAGAAGCUACAGCAAGAAAACCUCCAGAUUUUUACCCAACUACAGAAGCUGAACAAGAAAUUAGGAGGAGGGCAGCAGGUGGGGAUGCAUUCCAAAGGCACUCAGACAACAAAGGCAGAGAUGGAAAUGGAUCCAAAGCCUGACCUAGAUUCAGAUUCCUGGUGCCUUCUGGGAACAGACUCCUUUCGACCCAGCCUAUAGUCUCUGAGCCUGUAUAGGCCCCAGGAAACUGGGAUCCAAAGAACUUCACAGCACACUUACUGAAUGCAGAGAGCGGCUUUCCUGGCUUUGUUCACUUGCAGACAAGGGGCGCAAGGUAGAGGCUCUGAAGCACUUUCCUUGUACAUUUGGAGAGUAGCAUUGCCUUUUAGGUAGGAUCUAGGAGUGAUUUUAUUGUUUUGGAGAAUGGAAGGGCCCCAUGGUCCUGGCUUUGUCAUCAGUGACUGCCACAGCAACAGCAGCUCUGUACCUCAUCUAUCGAUCCCACCUUUGAAAAGGAGACACAGUGCUCACCUUAAUUGCGCUGGUAGCAGCUGAUAUCCCAUUUAUCAUUUUCACCAUUGAUUGGAAGCUGCCUUGGGAAUUCAAUACCAGGCAUUGCACCUCUAGGUGGGGGAGGGAAAAGUGUAAAGCUAGAGUAGGCCGGAACCAGGCAUGGCCCAUCUGGGGUCCUCUGGAGAGUGGUGAAGUAUUCUGAUCCCUUUUAGGAGCCCUGAGUCCAGAAAAUACGUCUGGUGGCGUCAAUCUAGGGCUUGUUUUCAGAAAGUUCAGUUAAUUCAUGCAGCUAAAUGCUUUAGGAGGAAAAGUGGGUUUAGAUUGCUUUUCCUCUAAGAGUUGAUUGCAAUGUCUUCAGUGAGGAGUAGAGAAAGGGCAGGUCACACAGCUGGAGUUUCAGGCUGUGGCUGAUGCAGGGUGGGAUUUCCUAGCUUUGGAAGAUACCUCUGAGGGAUGAGGUGUCUCUUAGAGAGUUGAGUCAGUGGAGCAGUAGGAAUAGCCUUAAGAGAAAAUUGUGAGGGAGAGGAGGUCCUGCCUCUACUUGGUUUCUUAGAGAGGGCUUUGAAUGACUCUGAGUCUUCUGCCCCUGAGAAGGCUUCUUGUAUCUCUGCCUUCAUGGCUCUUAGGGUUCUAAUUUUGACAUCAGCAGCCCCAACCACUCCUUUUCUGUAUGUCUAGUCAGUAUUUUUCCCCUUUUGGUGUUUUAUGAAGCCAUAUCAUAGCCAGUGAGUCUGUAUCAUCUUUCCUACUUGAGUGGCCCAGAGCCAGCACCAAACCCUGGAAGUCCUGGAAGCCUAACAGAACAGGUAGAACCUGCUAAGUGAAAGGAAUUUGACUGAAAGCUUACUUCUUAUCACACAUACAUUUGUCCUCGUAGACAGGAGAAAGCUAGCUUUCCCAAAGAAAUGGUGUCCUAGAAGAACAAACUUCAUAUAGAAAGUUCUAGGCAAGCAUUUGACCGUUUCACUAAAGACUAUGAGCUUUGUGUUUCCAUCUAGCCUUAUGAAAUGUUCCUUUAGUAUUUGGGGUUACAGGAGCUUCUUGGAUAAGUCUUACAUCCUGUGUCCUUACAAAUAACUAAAUUAAUUUUGUUUCAUUUUCCCCAAAUCAAAAUAUGUUUGAUAUCUGUUUAUUGUAGGGGGACCUGUGCAGUGGAAAUUUUGCCAUUUCCCUAAAACUGGUGGUGUGAAGGCUGAUGCUCAGGGAAAACCCCAUGGCUGGGGAUGGGCAACUCUGUUCAAUGGGAUCUUCUUUGGUUUGAUGUUCCCAUUGUUUUCUCAAUUCUGGGAAGCCUAGUACAAUAGUACUAAUGUAAUCACUGAAGCCUCUUGAAAUAAGAGAAGGGGCCUACCCUGGAUUAAGGUUACAAGUUCUGGUUACUUGGGGGUUUGCUGUAAACUCUAACAAUGGGUUUUGGUUCAUCAUAUAAAUGUAAUUUUGAUUUUCUUAAGAACUGACUGGCCUUUCAUGUCCCUGUAUCCUCAUGCUCACUGUCUCAGCAGGCCUGAGAGGCAGGGUCAGUCUGGGUGUUCAUCAUGAGGAUUGUUUCUGCUAUGGAGCUGAGGGACAUGGGCACGUUGCUGAAAACUGUGGGGUGAAAGUGAGUAUUGAGAGUGGGGAGGAUUGAGAGUCCUGCUUUUGUUCCCGAGAGAAGUCAUUCCCUAGCAGUGGAACACUGUGGUCAUUAGCUCUAGCAAGUUCCCUUAGGAAGGCUAGAUUUGGUAUAAAUCUGGCUGAGAAUCAAAGUUUUGUGCCUUAGAGACAAUUUGCACUUUCCCAAAUUGUGCCUGGGACAGCCAUAUGAUUUUUCCCACCUGACAACUAUGCAAACAGAAACCAGUUCAAAGGUGGCAGCCAUGUGUUGGAUAGAGUGAAACGUGAGGCAGUAGAAAUGCCUUUGAAUGGUUUUCUGUAGCUAAUUCUCUAAAUUUUGUCUGCUUUUCUUCUUCAUGCAGUACAGGUGUUUUAAGUUUUCCAGUAGUAUUGCUUUUGAGUUAUAAUCUGAGUUAUUCCUUUGCUCUGACAUUGUUGCUGAAGAACUAGCUUAUUGUUAGCCAGAUGCUUGAAAGGUUGAGGGUGGAGUGGUUUGACAUUUCGGUUUUAAAUAAACAUUUAAACUCUCAA
Molecule: messenger RNA, 5512 nt
Organism: Galeopterus variegatus (Sunda flying lemur)
Lineage: Eukaryota; Metazoa; Chordata; Mammalia; Dermoptera; Cynocephalidae
Gene: NEK9
Product: NIMA-related kinase 9
Exons: 22
Coding region: 155-3094 (979 amino acids)
Biological process (GO): protein phosphorylation
Cellular component (GO): centrosome
Molecular function (GO): protein kinase binding; protein kinase activity; ATP binding
Source: RefSeq, a predicted model, not a curated record